CAAACAUAGCCCAUUAGCGCACAAGCCGGGAAGCUGGGGCAGUUGGAGCGCUUCUGGCCCCCGUGUGUCGCUGCUGCGGAGUAAACAGGCUCGGAUUCCACUCGGCAGGCAGCGGCAGGGGCUCAGGGCUGCAGCCCAUUCACGGGUAAUUUCAUGCUCUUAAAAUGGGGCAUAAAGUGGUCGUAUUCGACGUCUCUGUCAUCAGAGCCUUGUGGGAAACUCGUGUCAAGAAGCACAAAGCCUGGCAGAAGCAGGAGGCAGAAAGGCUCGAGAAAAGCGCAUUGGAAAAGAUAAAGGAGGAGUGGAACUUCGUGGCCGAGUGCAAAAGGAAGGGCAUCCCCCAGUCUGCGUACUGCAAGAAUGGCUUCAUAGACACCAGCGUGAGGCUUCUGGACAAGAUUGAAAGGAACUCCCUCGCAAGGCAGAGUGCAAUUUCCAAGGAGAGAGAGAAACGGAGCAGUGAGUUUGUGUUUGAACUUACGGGGCAGCACUGGAAGGAGCUCCCAGAUUCCUUGAAGGAGCAGACGCACCUGAAAGAAUGGCACAUAAGCAAUACCCUGAUUCAGAUCAUUCCUAAGUAUAUCGAGCUGUUUCAAGCCAUGAGGAUUCUGGAUCUGCCAAAAAACCAAAUCUCCUGUCUUCCAGCUGAAAUUGGUCGUUUGAAGAACCUGAAGGAACUCAAUGUGCGUUUCAACCGUCUGAAGAGCAUUCCUCCAGAACUGGGAGACUGUGAAAAUCUAGAGAAACUGGAUUGUUCUGGAAAUCUAGAAUUAACUGAGCUCCCCUUUGAAUUAAGUAAUUUGAAGCAAGUUUCAUUCGUAGAUAUCUCAGCAAACAAGUUUUCCAGUGUCCCGAUCUGUGUCCUGCGGAUGUCUAAUUUGCAGUGGUUGGAUAUCAGCAACAAUAACCUGAGUGACCUGCCACAAGACAUAGACAGGCUACGAGAACUGCAGACCUUUCUCCUGUAUAAGAACAAGCUGACCUAUCUUCCCUUUGCCUUGCUUAACUUAAAGAAGCUCACCUUGUUAGUCGUCAGCGGGGACCACUUGGUGGAGCUCCCGACAGCCCUUAGUGACUCAUCCACACCUUUAAAAUUUGUAAGUCUUAUAGACAAUCCUAUUGAGAAUACCCAGUGUCAAGAUGAAACGAUGGAAAGUGAACAAGAUCGCCAACAUUUUGAUAAAGAAUUUAUGAAAGCCUAUAUUGAAGAUCUUAAAGAAAGAGAAUCUGUUCCCAGCUAUGCCACUAAAGUAUCUUUCAGCCUUCAGCUUUGAUGCCAUCCAUCAGAAGACUACAGAAUUUUCCUGACUUGUGGAGCUGUAAAUCUUCCUGUUGUGGGUCAUGUCAUAGAGGAAUAAUGGCUUGUGCUUAAAGACAAAGUCUAGAAACCAUGGUCAUAGUUGUUAGGAAAGAUGAUUUUCAAAUUUCAAAUAUGUGAGUACCUCUCUCUGUGGACUGGAGAAUUGAUAAAUGGGUUUAUAUAUUGACAUUUAAAGGUUCAUUUGCAUACACUUGUUUCCAAAUCAUGCACAUUUAAUAUUUUAGAAAAUGUGUUAUUUUUUAAAAAUUAUCACUUAAAGACCAAAAUUUGAAGUUGAUUGCAUUGUUUUCAGGAAUCUGGAGAUAAAGGGAUGGUGAGAAGAGUAUUUAUACUGGACUAGUCAGAUGAGACUUUUUUAUUUUGUUAUUUUGAAAGAGUUUUAAUGCAUUAUUUCUUUUACUGAGGACAGUUUUUCUUGGGUUUAUACAAAUGGCUAUUUUCAUGUUUUAAGUUAUAUUUUACAAGUGUAGGCUUUCAGGAAAGACUUUAGGUAUAAUCUGGACCUUGAGGGCAGAAAGAAGGGCUGGAUUGUCUGCCCAGGCAUGGGGCUUAGAUGGUGUGCUGGUGUCCCUAGUGGAGCAAGUGUGGGCCUGACUGGUCCUGGGAAGCGUUGCGUGGCCUGCGUGGGUGGUCAGCCUGCCUUGGGUGGGCCCCUUGGGGGUCCUGGGAAGCGUUGCGUGGCCCGCAUGGGUGGUCAGCCUGCCUUGAGUGGGCCCCUUGGGGAUCUUGGGAAGCCUUGCGUGGCCUGCAUGGGUGGUCAGCUUGCCUUGAGUCGGCCCCUUGGGGGUCCUGGGAAGCCUUGCGUGGCCUGCGUGGGUGGUCAGCUUGCCUUGAGUGGGCCCCUUGGGGGUCCUGGGAAGCGUUGCGUGGCCUGCAUGGGUGGUCAGCUUGCCUUGAGUCGGCCCCUUGGGGGUCCUGGGAAGCCUUGCGUGGCCUGCGUGGGUGGUCAGCCUGCCUUGAGUGGGCCCCUUGGGGAUCUUGGGAAGCCUUGCGUGGCCUGCAUGGGUGGUCAGCCUGCCUUGAGUGGGCCCCUUGGGGGUUCUGGGGCACCUGCCAGAGCACAGAGCAGAGACCUUGCCUCCAGGGACCUGUCCUCCAAGGUGGCCAUAUAAGUAGUGGGAAUGACUAGUCCACACUGAUGAGGAGUCCCUAGCAAGGCUUCUCUGCAGGUACCACAGGAGAACUCUGCCUGUGGCCAAGACGCUGCGGUCCAGAGGGAGCUCAGGAGACUGGAUUUACACUGGCAAAGAAGGUAUUCAUUACAGGGCUUUGAACUUUGAUAUCACAUUGUAGGAUUUGGAGAAAUUGUACAAAUAUCUAUUUUUAUUCUAUUAUCUUGGACUAAAAUAAACAGGAUUGUGAAUGUGUUGAAGCUAAGUUUAAACAAGUAGGUUUUGUGACUAAGAUGGAAAAAAUGCAUAUCUUCACAUAUAUUUAUAUAUGAAUCGACUCCUAUAUGGUCUAGCCCAGUGGUGUCCAGUAGAACUUUAUGCAGUGAAGGAAAUGUUCUGCAUCUGUGCUGUCUAAUUUAGUAACCACCAGAUGCAUCUGCUUCUUGAGCUCUUGAACAGUGUCUGGUGUGACUGAAGAACUAAAUUUUUAAUUACAUUUAAAUUUAAAUAGCCAAGUGUAGCUACCAUAUUGUAUAACAUGGUCGAGCCAUUUGGGCUUUUCAGAAGUUAAUCUGGGCUAGAAAUGAAGAGUGAUUUUUAUUUUCUUAUCUGAAGAACCAGUCUACCCCCAGAGGGGUUAAUAGACACCCAAUAUUUUGUCUUAAUGGGUUUAAUCAUAACUCUAAAUAUUUUAUCCUCAACAGACAUAAAGCAGGCAGAACAGUCUAAAGUCACAUAGUAAUGCUUCAGUAGAGUACUGCUUCAAGUUAAAGACAAACUCUGAGAAGUAGGUUAAGAGAUGGAAAGAAUAGGAAAAUGAGAAAUCACUUCAACCGAACCUCAAACAAUUGUAUUUUUCUUUAUAACACUUUACAAAUAUAAUGCAAAUUUAUUAGUUGUACUACGUGAAUGAUUUUGGAAUUUUAUUUCAUGCUACAGUGUAUGUUACAUACAGCCAAAUGGAAAAUAUAUCUGAAAAGGGGGGAAAUGAGGACUUUCGCAUAAAUUGACUGUCCAUAGCUCAUGUAAAAUUUAUUUCAAUAAAACCAGUCUUUUGUGCAAAAACCUUAUCUCGAUGUUACAUAAAAAUAACCGAAAAAGUA
Lagenorhynchus albirostris (white-beaked dolphin) is the source of this 3536-nucleotide messenger RNA. RefSeq names its product leucine rich repeat containing 2 (gene LRRC2). The transcript is spliced from 9 exons. Lineage: Eukaryota; Metazoa; Chordata; Mammalia; Artiodactyla; Delphinidae. The coding region runs from base 165 to 1274 and encodes 369 amino acids. The record is from RefSeq and is a predicted model, not a curated record. Gene Ontology annotation, molecular function: protein binding.